This is a messenger RNA of Sycon ciliatum, 3671 nucleotides long. RefSeq lists its product as uncharacterized. Bases 560 to 3031 code for a protein of 823 amino acids. The record is from RefSeq and is a predicted model, not a curated record. NCBI's taxonomy places the organism in Eukaryota, Metazoa, Porifera, Calcarea, Leucosolenida, Sycettidae. The transcript has 8 exons.
CAGUUUAUGUUUGCUUGUAUGCACUGUACUUUGUAGUGCUGUUGCUAAUGAUGGUGUGUGUAGUGCUUGCAUCCCCGGUGUGAGGUAGCUGGGCGAGCUAUAGCAGGGUAGACCGUGAGGCCAUCAAUCUACUAUGUAGCAGCGGCCUCUCCCGUUAGCCGCUCACGUUUGAGAGCUGAGCGGGCGAAGCGAGCACCUUUGUGCCGCAUACCAACCAGAUCAACAUCUUCACGUACAAUUAUUGAGGUAGCGUGCACUCAGCGCACUGUUAGUGCAUGGUUGGUCCUACUAGCUACCAAUGGUCCUGAUCUAGGUGGCUAUCUUUUGGAUGCUGUGGCUGCUGCUAGUAGGAGGCGAUGCCAAGCAAUCGGAGUUCCAACCCCAAACUCUACUGAGUUGCAGUCCAGUUGCAGUACGAGCUGAACUUUGUGAACUGGUUUCGCUUCGACAGACCCUUUGCAGACUUGCAGACUGGAGGCGGACGGGGCGUCAUUGCAGACGCUUGUGUGGGUGACGGUUGACUUCUGGGCAGUUGGGUACAUGUGGAGAGCUAGCUGCCAUGAGGAGGGAUAGCCUGCUGGCUGUUGUCCAACUGACGAUUGGCCUUGCGCACAUUGUCAACUCGCAAACUGCACCUCCAGCGCAAACAGGCAUAGCUGCCGUUUGCACCGACCCCGGCAUCCCGGACUAUGGCUAUCGUCACGGCAGCGCCGAAAUGGCCGGCGCGGUGAUCAGCUUCGGCUGCGACAAUGGCUUUGAGCUGCACGGGGCCACCGUGCGCCGGUGCACCUACAACGCUGAGCUAGGUCGAUCCGGAUGGUCGGGUGUUCAGCCGAUUUGUGAACAUGUGCGGUGUCCUGUAUUCCAGCCAUUGCGCAACGGCAACGUGGAAGCCACGCGGAGGACGUUCAAGUCAGUCGUGCGAUUUUCCUGCGAUAAAGGUUAUGAACUGAGCGACCCCGGCGCAGAAAGCGUUACUUGCACGUGGAAUGGACUAUGGAGCAAAACUAUUCCUACCUGUGAACCUAUUUCAUGUGGGGAGCCAGAAUCACCGCUGCCUCGUGAGCUUGAGCGCGUUGGAGACAGCUUCACCCAUUCUUCAACCGUAAAGUAUCGAUGCGCAAGUCGGCAGCAGAGCAUCGAGGGUGACAGCAAAAGAACUUGCCAGGAAACUGGAGAAUGGACGGGCUCCACGCCUCGCUGUAAAAGCAUUGGCAUUGAGUGUGUCAAGCCCAGGAGCAUCGCCGAUGGCAGCUGGGAGGUGUCCAGGAACCCGGUGGCAAACUACACCAUGAUUACCUACUACUGCGACGAUGGGUUCACACUGCGUGGACAGUCGAAGCGCGUCUGCUACUCCAAUGCAACUUGGUCUGGGGACCCUCCAGUGUGUAUCGACUUGACAGAUGUCGGCACUGGCACUGCUACAAACUCUUCUGCGGCCGGCAACCCGGUGACCACUGAGUACGUCACCGCCAAGCAAGCUAGCCCCGGCCUGUUUCAGCGCAUUCCAAUCCUGGUCGGAAUCAUCGCGUCCAUUGUGGUACUGAUGAUUGUCGCACUCUUAGUUGCCAUGUACAUUGCCAGGAAACGGAAAUCUGACCGUGCUGGAGAGAAAGGGGCAGAGAAGCCUGCCAUCUAUGCAAACUCUGCACUGUUUUCUCCCACACGGGAGGAGAAGGUGGAUCCAGGCAAGCGCAUGUCCAUCACAUCUAGCAAAGCAGUGUUAGUCAAGAAUACGAAUGCGAUGGAUGACAUCUCUGAAGAGAGCAGCCAGAUGUCAUCAGUAACACCGCCGCUGCCACCGCCUCCACAGCCCAGCGAAUUACUCGACGAGAGCGCCAUUGUCGCAUCUCUCACCCCGCUUUCCCAGGGCGGGGAAAGCUCACCUGCCAAUGGCAAUGGUCACAGCAAAAGAAUGAGCACAGGAUCACUGGGAGCCCUGGCCGCCGAAAUCAACCUGCGACACAAACCCAACCAGGAUCAUCGGAGAAGCGAGCCUCUCCCAGUCCUGCCCAAACCGUCGCGUCCACCUCAUCCUCCGUCCAAGCAAAACAGGCCGGCAUUGCUGGUAUCCGAGAGGAUCGAGGAGAGUGAAGACGGUGACGUUGGGUUUUACGAUGAUACUCUUGCAGCGGCGGCCUGCACAACUGUUCCACCUCACCGCGGCACCAUGUCUAAGAGGCCAGCUGCCCCGCUGCCGAAGCCUGUGACCAAGAAUCCCUCGCUGAACCCGCUAGAGAAGCUCUUCCAGAAGAACCAGGACCACGGCGAGGAGGACAAUGCCGUGGUGGCGCGGAGCACUGCCAUCAUGCCGGCAAGCAAUGACAUCAUAGGCUGCUACAGUGGGAUUGACGGCGACGAGGAGAACGAAGAGCACUUGUACGAGCCAGCCCCGUGUGGCUGGGGCAACCGCUUGAGCUUGUCCUACGACGACGUCGACAGUGAGGAGGAAGGGCAGCCGGGUGCUGCUGCCAGUACGCUGGGCCGAGGCAACACAUUCUCCAAGUGGAGUGAUUUGCACUCGGACAUGGCUGCCAUCCAGGGCCACCUGGACUCCAAGAGCAACACGUUGACGUCCCAGAUACAGGGUGUGCCCAUGGAGGAGUACGACUCGCCUGCAGAUGCCAUCAAUAGAGACGGGCGGUCCAUGCAGAGGACGAUGCGGCGAACACCCGUCGGGGCAAAGACAAUGCUGCAACCACCACCACCUCCAAUACCACCUGGCGGAAUCCGCCCACUGUCCACCAUUGCCCAAGCCCGUUCCACCAUACACACCAGCAAUUCAUCGUCAUCACUGCAAAGUAAUGACUACCACUUGCCCAUCGACGCAACAAACCCAAUCAGCUUCACGGCGGUGGCGGCGGUGGCAUCACGCUAUCACGAUCCGUACGACGUGCCGCUUGAGAGCAUUGCAUUCGAGGAGAGCAUCGAAAGAGACUACGCAGUCCCCGUGGAUUGUCCGGGCAGUGGAGGAAACUCCCUGCACUCGUCACAGAAGCGGAUAAACAUGAUUAGCACAAAGGCCAGUUGACCGGUCCCGACGAGAAUGCAGCUAACUGCUGUUUCUUCUCCUCUUCAAAAAUAGAUGGUUCCUGAACAGUAACGUUAGCUUGAGAACAGAUCUGGACUAUACAGGGUCUGUACAACACAUGUCAACUCUGGACUAUACAGGGUCUGUACAACACAUGUCAACUGUGGACUAUACAGGGUCUGUACAACACAUGUCAACUUUGUUGGACUAUUAUUAUGUUUAUGAUAAAAGUAGGAAAUCCUCUUUUACCUUGAAGAACUUCAUUUCAAAAUUGCAACAACCUUAUUGCUUGCUACAGUAAAUCACUCGACAGUAAUUGUUAAGUUAGUUUUGUAGCGCAAAGCCUUAUGAAUAGCUAGAUUGCGUAUAGAGAAUGUACGAAGAAUAUGAAUAUUAUGAGUAUGAAGCAGCAGCCCCCCCCCCCCCAUACUAGAAGACGUGCCAUGUGCAAAGACUAGAACUGCUAAAGCACACAUUGACACCAUAUCAAUUUGUCUAGUAAAGGAAAUAGAGCUAACAUAUCGCAGAUAUUUGCCACCGUGACUUCCACCUUUCUUUUUCUGUUUCCUUUCUUUCACACAACCUGCCUUGUAGCCAGAUUCUUUUGGAAUUGCGGCCUUGAAUAUUGUUCAAAAGCUGG